AUGGCCACUGUAAAUCACGCCCAGCAAGCCCUCUCUAACCAUUCCAACAGCUCUUGGCAGGGAGAGGCUGCCAGAGGAGCCCAAAUAGCAGCCACACUGCUUAUUAUCCUGGUAGGUCUACCUCUGAAUGGACUGGUCGUUUGGGCACUCUCGCGGACUCGUCGCCUCCUGUCCCGCAGAGACAGCAACGGUGAAAAUACACGCGCCGCCAAUAGCUUCCGUGUGUACGUGCUGAACCUGGCGCUGGCUGACCUGGUGCUACUUUUCCGCACGCCUCUCAUGUUGGGCUACCUUGCUUACAACUACAGCUGGCCAUUUGGCAGUACCUUGUGUCGUCUGGUCAUGUUCCUGCGAGGCCUAGGCCUGUACGCCUCUUCAUUCCUCCUCUGUUCUGUGGCCUUGGAGCGCUGCCUGUGCCUACUGAAGCCUGUCUGGGCUGGAAUACGCCGACCUCCCUGGGCCGUCCCUCUCGCCUGCAGCCUCCUCUGGUUGGUGGCCACAGCCCUGUCUGCCCCCUAUCUGCACAGCGCCAUUCUGCAAGAAGUAAAUGGGACAUACCAGUGCUGGGAGAACGGGACAGGUAGCAUCGGACUCUUUGUCACAGAAACUAUAGCCGGGUUCAUUAUUCCCCUGCUGGUAUUCAUAGGAAGUAACUUGGCUGUCCUGCUCUCUAUUAAACGAGCAUCAUCCCCCAUACCCACCUCCUCCUUUGCCCCAAAGAUGAUUAGACUCUACCAGGUGCUCUUUUUCACCAUGCUCCUUUUCCUCACAUGCUGGGUGCCAUACUUUGUUUGUCGGUUCCUCCGGGCCCUGGCUACCGGGAGCCCUGAAAUUAAGUGGCUGCAUAAGACAGCAGGCAGAUGCGCAUACAUAUCCCUCUUCCUGGUGUAUAUCAAGAGCGCCCUUAACCCUGUGCUGUAUGUAUUCGCUGCCCGUGGCCUACGCCGCGCUGUUAAAGCUUCCCUUGUCUCCACUAUUGAGAGAUUUUUCAACGAGGACACAACAGAUUCUAUAAGAAAGAAGUCUCUUAAGAGCUGCAACUCACAAGUCUAGUGGGGUCCAUCCAUCCACCCAUCCAUCCUUUAUC
Lampris incognitus (smalleye Pacific opah) is the source of this 1087-nucleotide messenger RNA. Its product is annotated as somatostatin receptor type 5. The transcript has 2 exons. The coding region runs from base 1 to 1053 and encodes 350 amino acids. Gene Ontology annotation, molecular function: G protein-coupled receptor activity; complement component C5a receptor activity. NCBI's taxonomy places the organism in Eukaryota, Metazoa, Chordata, Actinopteri, Lampriformes, Lampridae. The record is from RefSeq and is a predicted model, not a curated record. Gene Ontology annotation, cellular component: plasma membrane. Gene Ontology annotation, biological process: inflammatory response; complement receptor mediated signaling pathway; positive regulation of cytosolic calcium ion concentration.